AUGUCAUAUUACUCUGUUUUUGUUAGAUUUAAAGAUGUAUGUUGGAUGGUAAAAGCAAGGGCUACAAAAGACACUAUCAUACGAUUAAACUUUACACAUUUUUGUUUGAAUUAUGGAGUUCAAAGAGAACUUCAGAGAAAGAAGAGCCUCUUGACAUUUCAAAAUAACAAUAAUACCGGUAUUACAUCUACGCGUAUUUUUUGUAUCAAAUCAAUUAAAGAGAGAUUUCAAAACAAUCACCGUGUAGGAGGAAAGAAAUGGGGCAGAGGGUUUGUGCUAGUCUUAACGCUUUUAUGUUUCUUUUCGUGA
Molecule: messenger RNA, 309 nt
Organism: Spodoptera littoralis (African cotton leafworm)
Lineage: Eukaryota; Metazoa; Arthropoda; Insecta; Lepidoptera; Noctuidae
Source: the annotation of a GenBank genome assembly